AUGCCGGUUCCCCGUCGUCGGCUCGGUCACACCUCCCGCCUCUCGUCAUCAGCGCUCCCCUUCAUCCCUUCCCAGCACCGCAUCAACUUUGCCAACAUGGCCAAGAAGCAGCUGCGCAAGUCCGAGUGGGAGAGGCAGCUCAACGCCAUCCCCGUCUCCAAGGAGGACCUCAACCGGCUCAUCAUGGACUACCUCGUCAUCGAGGGCUACAAGGACGCCGCCGAGAGCUUCUCCGUCGAGUCCGGCCUGAGCCCGCUCGUCGACCUAGAGAGCAUCGAGAAUCGCAUGGUCAUUCGUGGCGCCAUCCACCGCGGAGACGUCGAGGAAGCCAUCGGACGGGUCAACGAGCUCGAUCCAGAGAUCCUCGACAACAACCCUCUGCUCUUCUUCCAUCUACAGCAGCAGAGGCUCAUUGAGCUGAUCCGAGCCGGCUCGAUCAACGAGGCUCUGGAGUUCGCCUCUGAGAACCUCGCCCCUCGCGGCGAAGAGCAUCCGGAUCUCCUGCCCGAGCUCGAGAGGACCAUGGCCCUGCUGGCCUUUGACAUCACAAAGGCGGGCGCCCCCGCUGCCGGUUCCCUGGCCGCCCCACCUCACAUCGCGGAGCUCCUCGCUCCCUCGCAGAGGCUCAAGACGGCCGCCGAGCUCAACGCCGCGAUCCUCGCCUCGCAAAGCCAGGGCCGAGACCCCAAGCUGCCGCAGCUCAUCAAGAUGCUCAAGUACGGCGAGGAGCUGCUGGGCAUGGAGGGCCCGGGCAAGUGGGAGUUUCCCAAGCUCGACCUCGAGGGCCCGCUCACCGUAUCGACCGCCACAUCGAGCUACGACACCAGCACGGCCCGGCGCGGCGGCGCCAUGGCCGUCUGA
Messenger RNA from Pseudozyma flocculosa PF-1, 861 nucleotides. RefSeq lists its product as uncharacterized. Lineage: Eukaryota; Fungi; Basidiomycota; Ustilaginomycetes; Ustilaginales; Ustilaginaceae. The record is from RefSeq and is a predicted model, not a curated record. Bases 1 to 861 code for a protein of 286 amino acids. Gene Ontology annotation, molecular function: protein binding. The transcript has 3 exons.